CUUGAGUCUGGGGCAAGAACAUCUCUUCAGGGAACUGUGUGAGUUUUUCCCCGUUAGAAAGGAGAUCGAGACGACGCCACAGCGAGAGGGAGUUCAGUGUCUCUUGGGCUGCUUCGAACUCCCUGGGGAACACCUGGGCAGCGCGCGUUUCACUGCAUGCGCUGCGGAGUCGAGAGUCGAAAUCCAGGUAUGUCCUUCCUUUUUUUCACAUGCUGCGCGUCAAUCUAGGCUUUGAGUUUUUAGAAAAAAGACGAAAAGAGAAAACGGAACGAUUUCGCGCCUUCUCGCGUUCUCCUCGCGAGGGCUCUCCCUGCAGAGAGUUGUGUGAAUCACUCCCUCUCGCAGGAGGGGAAAUCCCUGCAAAGGAAGAAGCAAAUUCGCGCGUUUUCACAGCAUUUUCUCCCAAUUGUUUCGCACUUCUUCGAAUUCAAAAAUGACGGAGCAGCAGCGAGACAGGACGCUUCUUGACAGCCGCCUGGACGCGGAGACUGCGGCAUCGUCGCAGGCAUCUGCCCGUCCGGUUCAACACACCUCUUCCUCUUCGUGUUCUCCUUCUUCGCUUUCAUGUUCUGCUUCUUCUGUGUCGCCUGGCUCCGUCUCUUCGGAUGCGCCCGGGGCCUCUGCACUGAAGGACGAAGGAGCAGACGCCUCGGGAGUCCGGCCUGCGAAGAGAGUACGCGUAUCCUCCAGGUGUGUCGACAGCGUCGAGUCUCCGUCGCUAGAAGAAGAGGAGAGGGAGAAGGCGUCUGGAGAAGCGAGUGAAGACAGCACCACCGACACGGAGACAAGAAUCCGGAAAGAAGAAGAGGCGAAGAGCGUCGCGGAGAGACAGAAGCGUCUGUACUCCUCGUUUCUUCCGCCAGGACUGCUGAACGAUUUCGUCUCGGCUGCUCUGGCCCUCGACGCCUCCGGGGAGUCCCCCGCAGAGCCCGGGUGUACAUACACCCCAGACUCGGGGCCUCCUGGGGGAAGUCCGGUGUCUAGACACCUGGGUGCGCCACGAGACCCGCAGACGCCCUGCGAGGCGCUGCUGUCCUUCGACCGUGAGUCGCUCCUUACUUUCGCUUCACUCUUCCACCUUCUCGUUUCUGGGAGAGGAACUGAUGAGGGAGAACUGCAGGAGGCCGCGCAGGCAGACAAGCGAGAGGCGGAGGAAGCCGCCCAACAGACAGAACUAGAGGGCGACGUCUCCACGAGAGGGUGUUGGGGCAGAGAGGUCGGUGCGCGGGUGCAGCCGGAAGUCACGAAGAAAACGAGGAAGUCGAGCGCUUCGGAGGAGGUCGUGGAGGGAACCAGCAGCGGAGACCGGACAAGGAAGAAAGCAUUGGAAAUGUCUUCUUCUCCCCUCGUGUUCCUGCGCGGCCGACGCAGCCGCGAGGUGCUCGUGCGUCGACUGCUGAGGCAGCUGCGCGGAGAUGACGGCGAGGGGCAGAACAGCGGGGCUGCAAGCUCAGGCGGCAGAGCCUCUCUGAGUUCAGCUGUACAUCCACCGCAGGCUGUGCUCUUCGAGGCCUGGAUGAAGGCACUCAAGAUCUUCCUCUCUUUUGUAACUUCGAGCGCCCUCGUUGGCAGUCACGCCAAGGCACUUGCUCUCGUCGCAGUUUUCGAUAUUCUGCUGCUUCUUCUCUCCCCGGAAGAGGACCUCUCCCCUUCUUCUGCUUCCUUCUCUUCUGCUUCAAGUGCUGGAGCUUCCACCGGCAAGGUGGUGGACGGUGCGGGGAAAGCAGCCGACGCGGCGUCUAAGGGGCGGAGGCGAGAAGGCGCGUCUCGCCCUGUUCUCGACUUCAACAACUUCGCGGAUCUUCUCGUCGAAUUUGCUCGAACGGUGCCUCUUCGGGAGAUUGGAUCCGUGAUCUCCUUUCUGGAAAAAAACAAAGAAAGUCUGAUUGCGGCAUUCCAGCGAAAGGGCCGCGACUGUUUGUCAGGCUCCAAACAGCUCGACACGGCGCAGGCGAAGCGAGCUCUGCAGGCUGCUGGAGCGAAGGUGAUCGGAAUGGUGAAGAGCAUCGAAGAGCCGCUGAUGCAUGCAAACGAGAAGCAGUACAUUUUCGCGUUGCGGCGGCUGCUCAUGGAGACCCUGUCGAUGACGCAUGCAGGCCUCUCGAACAGAACCAUGCAGAGAGCAGAGGCGACCCCCGUUGUGCUGGACAGCCUGGAAGCUUGGAACGCCCUCAGCCACUUUGGGGUGGGCGUGGAGUCGCCGUCGGCCUCCACUCAUGCAGACCGCAGUCGCUCGAAAAAAAGUUCUGGAAAAUCCACUCAACAGGCCGGAUCGGGGGGCAAAGAGGCGGCUCCUCGGUCAGCAAAGAGCCUUGAAAACGAAAGGAAGUCUGAGAAAGGAGGCGGCGACUCUCUCUCGAGCUUCGGUGCAUGCUCCUACGCGGUCUACGCUGCUUACGGGAAGGCUCUGGCCUUUCUCCAGGCUCCAGAUCGCGUUCUCGAGCAGCCUGCUGAGGUCGUGACGGACGUCCUUUCCUCUCUCGACACCGUCUUGUCGUAUUUUGAAAAGCACCCUGCAGUGUCGACGCGUGCAGCGGCGGAGACGCGUUCGCCAGCUGUUUCUCUGGACAGAACUCUCGAUCAAGACGAGGCUGAGGUGAAGCGCGCAUGCGACAACCUUCUGCUUCUGUCGAGCUCUGGAAACCCACACUACCUGUCUGCUGGCGCCUUCCGCGAGCGCAUCGACAACUCGUUUUUUAGGCGAGAAUUGCUGACCAGUGCAUGCGUCGCGUUCCACUUUCUGGGGCAAGCUGUUGGCCUCGGAGGUCAAGAAAAAAGAGGGAAGACAGACGAGCAAUCUUCGCAGGGAAAGGCCGCCAAAAAGGAGACUCCCGUCCGACCCGCGGGCGGCGGGGAAACCGGCGCCACCGCUCAGCGCAUGCAGCAAAAAAUUCGAGAAACCUACUCUGCUCUCAACGAAAAGACGAAGGCGACUCUUGCUUCUCUAGAAACGCGAGUAUGGUCUCUCGCUGCGGCCUUGUUUAACUCCUCGUCCCCCUCGGCGCACGUUUCCCCCUUUUCUGAGCUGUCAACAACGCUUUCUUCCUCGCAGCUGAGCUUGCGAGGCUCCGAAUCUUUGUCUCCUUGCAGACAGACUGCGCGGAGGAACGUCGACCGGGCUCGAUCUCUCGCGAGCGAUGUCGAGGAGGAACGCAGCGGAAUAGAGAAACUUCUGCAAACCGAGCAGCUGUGGCUGUGGUGGAAGAAUCGGAACUGCUUCGACUCUGUCCUCAAGCCUUCCGGGUCGGACUCUCUCUCCUUCUCUGCCGCCGACGUCCCUGCCCCCGCUCUGCUGCCUUUCGCCGUUCAGGCGGCGCUCUCGAGCUCGAAUCUCGCCAAGACUUUGGAGAAGCAGGCGCAUGCAGAGACGCGAAAGAAGUCCGAGACUGAAAAGAGUCCAGAGCAACCGGCGCAGCCCGAGCCUGCGAAGAACGCUCAAAAGCUGGCUUCUUCUCAGUCGGCUUCUUCUCAGUCGGCUUCUGGCGAGGAAGCGAAGGCGAAAGAGGUGCAGCUCUCUCUUCAGGAGUCAAAGGAAAGGAGCGACGAGAAGACCGAGAAGAGCGAGAAGAGCGAGAGCAAGGCAGAUACCAUGGAUCGGGGCGGCGCAGAGGAAGCACAGACUGGAGAAAAGGAAGAAGCAGAGCCAGACAAGCUGUUGAGUCGAGCGUUGGCGCUCGCCAAACAAGCUGAGAUGGGAGAAAACUCGUGGUGGCCGGAGCUCCACAGAGGCAGCAAACCCAGAAAAGACAGCGUGGUUAUGCGUCGGUUGGUGCAGUGGCUGCAUGCUUGGGAAGCUGCAGAGGGUUCCAGCGCUGCCUCUUCUCCUUCAGUCUCUUCCGGACUCUCUUCCGAGCAGGAGGGAGGCGAACCGCUCGCGGGCCGCGUCGGCUUGGCGAUUCCUGGGCCUCUGCGUCUCCUCAGACAAGGCGAGGCUUGGUUCACCAGCGACUCUCGAAACUUGCCAAACGACUACGAUGACCUGCUGUUCAUGGACAAGCUUCGCGUGAAACUGAACGACUUGGUGCAGAAGAUGGACGACGACGACAACCCUGAGAACGAUGUAGAUGAAGAAGAAAGAAGCAAGCACAACCCCGUGUUUUCGCUUCGGCUUCGAAAACUCUUUGCGUUGUUCUACGGAGAUGCCUACGUGGCCAUGCCGUACAAAGAGACAAAGUGUGAAGACCUACGCCAAGCCAUCGCGGAGUACGACACGAAAGGUUUGGCCGCAAGGCUCGGGUUGAAGGCUGUUGAGAAACGUUCUGUGUCGCAAGCGACAAACGAACAAGGAGCUGAGCAGGAGAGCUAAGGUGGGGAAAGGAGGGUGGCAUGAAAAGGAGUUUCGCAGCGAGUCGUGAAAUUUCGAAAUACGCGAGCACAGACGCGCCAACGCCGGGAAGGGGAAAAGUCUUGAGAGGUGGCAGAUCGAAUAAACACAGAGAGUGGAGGUCCUACGAAACUGGGUCGGGCUCCACGAAGACAAAGGCGCCGAAGCGGUACUCAGCAUUCUCCAAUUUUUUUAAUGAAGAGGUUUUUCUUUGGCUUUACACCUCUGGAUAUCAGAUUUGCAUGUGCUUAUUUCGAGGACCACUUUGUUCACAACAAAGCGCC
Messenger RNA from Toxoplasma gondii ME49, 4608 nucleotides. RefSeq lists its product as hypothetical. The transcript is spliced from 12 exons. The coding region runs from base 434 to 4306 and encodes 1290 amino acids. The record is from RefSeq and is a predicted model, not a curated record. NCBI's taxonomy places the organism in Eukaryota, Apicomplexa, Conoidasida, Eucoccidiorida, Sarcocystidae.